Messenger RNA from Cylicostephanus goldi, 582 nucleotides. Lineage: Eukaryota; Metazoa; Nematoda; Chromadorea; Rhabditida; Strongylidae. The record is from the annotation of a GenBank genome assembly.
CCAUGUAUUAGUCUCGAAGGCCCAGAGUUUGAAUCUGAUCCCAGCAUGAAAAGGAUCGGUAAUUUGUUGGUGGAUUUUUUCAAAGGUCCGACAGUCGAGAUGGUGCGAUUACAAGGCUUGGAGCUGCUCAUCUCAUUCACAGCCAAGGAGAACAUGAUCUAUAUGAGGGUAUACAGAGUUUUGCUUAUGAAAAGCGCUACUAAUGUGCCAAGAGUGGAACUCCUCGAAAUGGGACCAUCAAUCGAUUUCAAAGUGGAUAGGACAAAACUGGCUAGUGAUGAUUUAUUCAAAGCAGCAUGUAAAAAGCCAAAGGCGCUCAUGGUUUCUUCCCGUGUUUGUAUGCAUUUGAUGUUCUUUCAGGCUAAACGAAGAAAGAAUAUGUCUGAGGAUGUAUUUGGUAAUCAGCUAGCCCGAGUACAUAUAGGAAAACAAAAUACUGACGCCAUUCAAACAAGGAAAGUCAAAGCCUUGAGAAAAACGAAAGCUGCAGCUCCUUCAUCUCAGGCCGAUGACAUGGAAGAUGGCUCAGAUGAAGGCAAUUAUGAGGAUGGCAGCGAUGCUGAAGAAGGCAUGGAGGAGUAA